AUGUCUUCUCAAUUAGCCGCCCAUCAAGCUCUCUCCCAAGCGACCUCGAUCGCGGAGGGAGACGAACACGAACUCCAAACCAUCCCUUCUAUUUCCGCACCAGCCUCCUCGACCACGCAAGAAGUUAUUCCGAGCGCGGGUCCAGACAUUGUCCCGUCGACGGAUGAAGGGACCAUCGAAGGCUGCCCGCUGCUCCCUUCAACCAGUCCCGGUCCUACUCCGCAAAGCCUCAGUGUUGCCUCCGUCUCCCCUUCCUCUUCCACUCAAAGUUGUUGGCGUACCAUAGAACGAUGGUGGCGCAACUCGUGGGCACCUGAGACUUUUUGCCUCGCCCUCGUCUUGGUCUCGCUUACCGCAAUAUGCGUUGUAUUGUGGAAGACUCAGGGUAAGCCACGACCGCAGUGGCCGAUGGGAAUCUCGGUGAAUGCUCUGAUUGCGGUCUUCGUGGUACUUUUAAAAGCAGGUAUCUCUUUGCCAGUCUCCGAAGGGUUGAGCCAGUUGAAAUGGCAGUUAGUCAGUACCGGCUCAAGGCAAUUAUUCGACAUUCAAGAUUACGAUUCUGCAAGUAGAGGCGCGUGGGGAUCUCUUCAGUUCCUUCUCAAGCCAGACACACUCGCUUUCGAUGGCAGUGGCAUCGUCUUGUUCAAGCCCUGGACUUGGAGGCCAAUCCUCCAGCUUUUGAAGCUGCAAAGAGAAAAUUUUAUCCGUUACUUUGCAAAGGUUGCGGCCUUCAUCACCGUCCUAGCCUUCAUCGCCGACCCUUUCCCGCAACAGCUCGUCGAGUACGUGGAUUGUGCAAUCGACAGCCCCAGCAUGGCAGCAACCGUGUCUAGAGCCACCAUUCACCAUAGAACAGGGGGGCACGUGCAUACUAGCACGAGCGUGUUCUUACCAGAACUCGCCGUCGCCAUCACAGUCGGGACGACCUUCCCACCUAAGAACACACACUCGUUAGUCAACACGAACUGUCCGUCCAACAAUUGCACCUUUCCGAGAUUUGAAACGCUGGGGAUAUGCCACACGUGUGAGGAUAUCUCUGGUGAAAUCCAGACAUUUCGCGACCCUACCACGCUUGACCACCCAGAAAUUUAUUUCUACAACCAUAUGUUAGUUGAUCAAAGGAACCAAACGUAUCUUUGGGCUGACGACCGACUUUAUCCCUUAAAUACUACUGCUUAUGGAGGGGGACCAAAUGACACGUUCCACUUGAAGGUGCUUAAGGCCAGCGGCCGUGGAAAAAGCAAGCCGGUCGCAUUUGAUUGUGAGUUAUACCCGUGUGUCAAGGAAUACAAUUCCUCAAUAAAGAAUGCCGUACUCACCGAGGAACUCAUCACCACGACACGGAUUCCAUGGAGCGGUACCGCACCAGGCGACUUUGAACUCGCCGCGAAGCGUACUCUGCGCGAUGGUGUCUGGGAAGACUGUGCAGUUGACCCGUCCACCAACUUUCUCCCCGAGGAUUGCCUGUGGUCCAUUUCGAUCGUGGAUGAUCUUGUAGCAAAUCUGGCGGAACCAUUAGGAGGGCAAUAUAUGACCUGGGCUGUUAGUGCUCUGGCUGGUUCGACUGUGGCGCGGAAGCUCUGGAACAACGAUUCCACGAGCAUCGACUCCCUCAACGCCUAUUUUGGUGAUUUAGCCGACGUGCUUACAGCGACGAUCAGAAACACGGGCAACAAAAACAUGAGCUCUCCGGGCUCGGAGUAUCCUGUCCCUAUACGUGGGAUGGCACAAGUCUUGGAGACGUGUAUAGAUGUGCGCUGGAAGUGGCUCUCGUUUUUAACUAUGAUAUCGGGAUUCACGUUGCUGUUCUGGUUGUCCUUCUGGUGCUAUUACAGGGCGGCGUCCAGGUAUCCGAUGUGGAAAUCGUCGAGUCUCGCCCUCCUGUUUUGCUCGUUGGAUGACCAGAUCAAGGACCUGGUCAAAGGCUAUCCGACACGGGAUGCCAUGUUUGAGGCGUCGAAGAGGACGGCUGUGCGGCUUGUGCCAGAUAAUAUCGGCAAAGCCUCGUUGGAGAGGGUAUUGUAA
Endocarpon pusillum Z07020 is the source of this 2025-nucleotide messenger RNA. RefSeq lists its product as uncharacterized. NCBI's taxonomy places the organism in Eukaryota, Fungi, Ascomycota, Eurotiomycetes, Verrucariales, Verrucariaceae. The coding region runs from base 1 to 2025 and encodes 674 amino acids. The record is from RefSeq and is a predicted model, not a curated record. The transcript is spliced from 3 exons.